Trichoplax adhaerens is the source of this 1617-nucleotide messenger RNA. RefSeq lists its product as uncharacterized. The record is from RefSeq and is a predicted model, not a curated record. Bases 1 to 1617 code for a protein of 538 amino acids. Gene Ontology annotation, molecular function: flavin adenine dinucleotide binding; monooxygenase activity. The transcript has 19 exons. Lineage: Eukaryota; Metazoa; Placozoa; Uniplacotomia; Trichoplacea; Trichoplacidae.
AUGGCAAACAUCUUUAGCUUUACCUUCUUAUUAUUGGCUUUGCCCUUCAUUAUUCAAUCGAAGUUUAUCAAACAUCAAUAUUGUAUCGUUGGUGCUGGACCAGGAGGAUUACAAAUGGCCUAUUUUUUACAGCGAGCUGGAAGAGAUUACAUCGUUUUUGAAAGGCAUAAUAUUGCAGGCUCAUUUUUCACCCACUAUCCGCGACAUCGUCGUUUACUAUCCUUAAAUAAGCAGUACACAGGUUCCUUAAAUUCCGAGUUCAAUCUAAGACAUGACUGGAAUACUCUUCUAAGCGAUAAUGAUUCUUUAAAAAUGACUCGUUAUUCCGACGAUCUUUAUCCUCAUGCUGAUCAAUUGGUUCGUUAUCUAAAUGAUUACGCCAAUCGACUACAACUAAAUAUCCAAUAUCAAACAGAUAUUGUUAAAUUAUCCCGAGGAUAUCUUAAUGGUAUCAAUAUGUUUAAGUUAAUUGACCAACAUCAAAAUAUCCAUUUGUGUAAUGUAACCAUCAUUAGCACCGGACUCUCAAAACCUAAAAUACCAGAUACAACCGGUAUGCAAUAUGCUGAGGGCUACGAAUCCAUAUCAACCAAUACUUCUGAAUAUGUAAAUAAAAAUGUUUUAAUUCUAGGACAAGGUAAUUCUGCGUUCGAAACAGCUCAAGCUAUAUCCAACGUUGCCGGUCUUGUCCAUCUUUAUGGCAGGGGUGGUGUUCGAUUAGCUACAUCAACACACUAUAUAGGAGAUCUUAGAGCCGUCAAUUCCAAGAUAGUUGAUUCUUACCAACUUAAAUCUUUAGAUGGUAUCGUAGAAGGACCCUUAGAAAACUUUGGAAUACUUAAACGUAAGAAAGGAUUAAUUUCCAUUGCUCUUAGGGGUACAAAAGAUGAACUUUUUCUCGUAAAUGAUAUGACAGGAACACGAAAAGGAUAUCAUCAUGUGAUUCGAUGCUUAGGCUUUGAAUACGAUAGAUCUAUAUUUGGCCAAGGUUGUAGACCAAGAUCUGCGAAGAAAGAGUCUAUAGAACACUAUCCCGACAUUAAAGCCAAUUAUGAAGCGGUUUCUGUAGCUCAUAUGUACUUUGCCGGAGCAUUAACUCAUUCCUUAGAUUAUCGACAUUCUGGCGGAUGUUGCAUUCAAGGUUUCCGAUAUUCAGUUCGUGCAUUACAUCGCUUAUUAGAAUGGCGAUAUCAUCAAGUUCCUUGGCCUGCUAAAUUAUUAUCAAGCGAACAAUUAUUAUAUUAUCUUAGCAUGCGAAUAAAUCAAGCUUCUGGAACUUAUCAAAUGUUUGGAAUGCUAGCUGAUGUUGUAUUGAUUGGUGAUAACCAUCAACAUUUGUAUCUUGAAGAGGUUCCUACACGAGUUAUCCCUAAUCUUGAAAAUUUAGCUGGACGAAAAGUUACUUAUGGGUUUCUAGCCUUAACAUUUGAAUAUGGCAAGAAUUUCUCACAACCAAAUAAAGAUACUUUAGAUCGGGAAAAUUACAGUUUCACGGCAAGAAAUGCUUAUCGUAGUCGCAAUAUCCAUCCUAUACUACGUUAUUACAAACAUCACAUUCGAGGUAAAUCAAAAGUAUUUUUCAUUUUAGGUGCCCAAGUAUUAAUCUUACAGAUCUAG